Messenger RNA from Mytilus trossulus (common blue mussel), 2539 nucleotides. Its product is annotated as thioredoxin domain-containing protein 15-like. Bases 109 to 1194 code for a protein of 361 amino acids. Gene Ontology annotation, biological process: cilium assembly. The transcript is spliced from 4 exons. Gene Ontology annotation, cellular component: cilium. NCBI's taxonomy places the organism in Eukaryota, Metazoa, Mollusca, Bivalvia, Mytilida, Mytilidae. The record is from RefSeq and is a predicted model, not a curated record.
AAAUUUGAUUGGACAAUAAGAACGACUGAUCAUACAUUGUCCAAUCAAAUGUAAUUUAACAGAAAACCUUGUCCUACACAUUGAAUCUAUGUAUUGGUAUUGAUUAUCAUGGACAACUUAUAUUUUGCCAGGAAAAAAUACAGAUAUUACAGUAUUAUUUAUAUGUUGAUGUUGAUACAGACAGUUUAUUCAGAAAAUUUGCAAAAUGACCAAACAGAUGUUAAACCAGAAAUUCUACAAAAUAACGAGGAAAGUGGAAGCAUAUUAACAGUUGAUGUUGGACAGGGGGUUGAUAAGAAUCACAUCGAUACAGAAGGAGGUAAUCCUGAUCUUUCUCAAAAUGAGGAUAUUACACAGAAAAAUGAAGAUACCAGCGAAGAAUUAAAGGAAAAGGAAUCUGGAAGUUCUUUUUCAUUUGGGAAUAUAUUGAAAAGUUUUGUAGAUCCAAUAUUUGAGGAAUCUGAAAAAAAACAUAACUUGGAUCCAGAGAAAGAAAAUGUGACAGCCGUUAAAAAUGAAAGCGUAGUACAAAAUGAAACAAGUAUUGGCAUUUUAGAAAUCCCAUUGAUAGACAGAGACUUGAAUCGAACUGAGAAAAAGACAAAAUUUCAAUGCAUCAGUAGAAAUAUGACACUUGAAAAUAUCACAUCAGAAGUUCAAAUUAUAAAUAACACAAGACUUUUGCAGAUUUUAAAUUUUGAACAGAAUGACACAUUGUCAGACUGUGUUUUGGUUAUGUUUUAUGCACCAUGGUGUAGAUUCUGUUCCAAAGUAGCACCUAGUUAUAAUGCUCUAGCUAGAGCCUUUCCAGAGUUAGAUGUUGUGGCAGUUGAUGCAGCUCAUUUUAGCAACUUGAAUGCCAGAUUUGGAACAGUUUCUGUACCAAAUAUACUUCUGUUUCAUCAAUCCAGAGCUGUUGUUAGAUUCAACCAAACAGAGAAAAAAUUUGAUAAUCUGGUUUCCUUUGUUAAAAAUCAUACAGGGAUGGAACCAGAAAUGUCUGUCAACGUUACAGAUGAUGACUAUACCAGACCACUACCAAGUGUACCUGCCGACGAAACAGAUUAUUUAUUGUGGAUUUCAUGGUUAUUUGUUGUAAUUUUUGUAUCUGUUGUAUUUGUAAGAUCUUCAUACGGACAGCUUUACAUUAACAAAGUUAAAAUAUUAUGGCAGGAGCAUCAGCACAUAGAGUGAAAUGUUGUACUGAAGUCAGUGAUUUGAGCCAAGUGAAGUGUUCAACCAGUCAGCAAUUACCUCUCAUCUAGUCUGGGGUAGACUGCAGAUCAAUUUGCUCUGCUACCAGUCUAUUACAACUGCAUUUGUUGAGAGAGACCUGGUUAAAUUUUGAUUGAUUCAUCAAUCUAAAAUAUGUUGUAAAAUGUACAAAGCCAUCAAGAAAAACAAACAAACAUGUGCUAUAAAUUUGUUUUUAUCAGUGUUAGUGAACAAAAGUUGUAUAAAAGUCUAUUAGAAAGAUCAGAUAGAAAAAAAAUCUUAAUGCAUUUUAUUUUUAUUUAUUUGUAAGUAUGUUGUUGUAUCAUUAAAUGGAAAAUCAUGUUUAAUAGAGUGGGGUGCUCAUUUUGCCAUAUCUUUCUAUGUUUUCUUCAGUUUAUGUUCAGGUCUAUAUGUUUUUAAAGUAUACUGAUAUUUCUAUAUAAAAAUAACUUAAAAUGCAAAAUAUUCUUAUGCUUGAAAAUAAUUAUCUGAAAAGUUUGAUUAAAGGGUGUUUGAAAUUGCCUGAUGUUUUGUCAAUGGGGGACACAUAUUCACCGUUUUUAUACAUCUAUUUAAACCCAAAUAACUGCAGCUUUAAACAAUAUUUUUCAAAUCAAUUUCAUUAUAGAUGAAGAGCAGACAUUUUUCAAAGGUGUACAGAGCUGAAAUUUAGGGCAAAAAGUCAAAUAAUUACCAAGAUAUACUUCUUUGAAAUCAUGUUUUUAAUUCAGGAAAUUGGCUGUUUUUUGGUCCUUUGCAAUAAUUGCCGCAAUUUCGUCAUAUUUUAAAAAAUAAUAAUUUUUGUUAUAAAAAUCUAAUUAACCAGCAUAUUUCUCUCAUUUCAGCUAUCCUUUGAAGUUUUACACCUCAAAAUCAUAAAACGGCAAAAAUGUGUCCCCAGCGAAUAUGGGCGCCCCACUCUUCUCCAUUUUUAUUUAUUUUUUUUAUGUGAAAAAAAUCAACUGCUUUCAAAAGUUUUCAAAGCAAUAAAAAUUAAAUGUUAUUGAAACAUUUGACAAACUUAAAGGUUACAGUUAAAUUUGCUUAUUCUUGCUAACUCUCCAUUGUCAUUGAAAACGUAUAUUUCUCCUAAGGGAGACAAUUUAAAUGAAUCUCUAAUUACAGGGUGAUUUACAGGAAUUGGUGUAUAGACUAUUGACCACCACAUUGACUGUUGUCAUAAUUAACCAUUAUUGGAUAACCUUAUAAGUGUUAGGCUUUCUGGCAUAACAUUAAUUUUAACCAUAUGAUAAAGAAUUAUCAUGUUAUACAUGUAUGAAACAAUGGAAAAUUCAUGAGAAUUAAAGAAAGUUUGUUUUUUAUA